AUGUUGCUUAGUGCUCGCAGCAUUGCAUUCGCGCGCCACACAGCCGCUCUCUGGACUUCCGCGCGUAGGUUUGGUGCCGGCCCGACGCGACUCUUGCUUGGGCUGGAGCAGGUGCAGGAUGUGCCCACCUCCACCGACCGCAAGCCCACCGGUAUGCACCGCGGCCCUGGCAAGCGCCAGACCGCACCCAAGGAGGCGGCACAGUAUCAAUUCAUAAAGAAGUGGGACUUACAGAUGCGCGAGACAUGGGACGAGCUCGAGCCGUUCAAGGGGCUGCCAAAGCCCAAGGCACAGUUUGGCAACGAAGCCGCCGAGGUCAUCUGGCCAUACGCACUGCUGCUGGAGAAUGUCAUCAAGGUACACCCGUACACCAAGUCCAUUUAUGUGUACUAUAGUCAGCGGCAGAGCACACCGCUGGGAGAGCUGGCGGCGCGAGUGGCGAAACGUGUGUCGCAGGCGUAUCUGAUUCCCAUCACCUUCCACAACUCGCAUGUGUACGUGGAGGCGGAGAUGCUGCUCGAGUACAGCGAAACACCCUGGGUUGUCGUCCACUGCCUCGACGGCACGCACAAACUCAUUCCUGUAAAGCCACAGGCUGGUCAGACCGUGAAGGGGGGUGCCGAGGAGUUGCUGAACGGCAUCGUGAGCGCCUGCAACGAAAUGGGCAGCGCGGUAAAGAACCCGAAGGAGGUGAUGCGGCUGCUCAGUGAGCGUCCUCUGCAGAACCAGUACGUGCGCGUGAAUUACCAGUGGUACGGCGACACGCCUGAGGAGCGCAUGAGCCACCUCAUUAAGUGGGACUACGAGCCGGAGGAGGUGGUACCGCAGUUGCGCAACCGCACGCAGCAUGUGUUAGACUGGAUGAACUACGACGGUAAUCUGCCAACGCACAACUCCGUGCGGGUGAACAUUCGCAGAGAGGCUGCUCGCAUGCGCAAGCCUAACGUGUCUGCCGGGCCAAAGACCUUUUUCAACUCCUCCGGCUCACGGGCCAACGCCCGUACUGCACGCUUUAAUAAUUCUCGCAGUCCGCAGUCGUAA
Leishmania mexicana MHOM/GT/2001/U1103 is the source of this 1041-nucleotide messenger RNA. RefSeq lists its product as hypothetical. NCBI's taxonomy places the organism in Eukaryota, Euglenozoa, Kinetoplastea, Trypanosomatida, Trypanosomatidae. The coding region runs from base 1 to 1041 and encodes 346 amino acids. The transcript has a single exon. The record is from RefSeq and is a predicted model, not a curated record.